UUUUAAUCGAGUCGCCAAACGUGGCCUCCAGCUUGGAGGGUUUUAUGUGCGUCGCCGUUUUAGUGUGGCAAUAGAGACAGAGUAAGAGGGUUGUGGAUAUGGCGGAAACAGAGCGCACGAGGAGUGCAUGGAUGGGUUCAGAGCAGUCUUCGUCAGGAGUAGGAAUCAACGGAGGGGAUUUAUUAGUCGCCGAGCCGAUAAGAAACGAUAGAGACGGAACCGGAAUUAGUGCUUCGCAGCCUCCUUGUAACAAAACCGAUGGGAAUUUAGGGUUGGCGGAGAGAGCUUUCUCGGCCGCCGGCGCUGCCAUUUUGUCAGCUGUUAUUGUGAAUCCUCUUGAUGUUGUAAAGACAAGGUUGCAAGCACAGGCUGCUGGAGUUCUUUAUUCACAUCCGCUGAGUAAUCUAGUUGGUCGUAUGGCGUACUUCGGUCCAAAUAUGAUGUUUGCUGAUCUAAGGUGUUCUCCGUCGUGUACACGUGCUGGAGUUCAUGGUACUGUAUCAAUGUGCCCCCCUGAUUGUUUUCAUUACAAAGGAACAUUAGAUGUCUUCUACAAAAUCAUACGACAGGAAGGAAUUUCAAGGCUAUGGAGAGGAACCAAUGCAGGCUUAGCACUUGCUGUACCAACAGUGGGGAUCUAUCUACCUUGCUAUGAUAUAUUCCGCAACUGGUUAGAGGAGCUUACUGGCCAGCUUGCACCGAGUGCCACACCAUAUGCUCCCUUAGUUGCAGGUGCAUUGGCACGGUCUUUAGCUUGCACAACUUGCUACCCUAUUGAACUUGCUAGAACACGCAUGCAGGCAUUUAAAGAGACACAAAUUGCUAAGAAGCCUCCUGGUGUUCUGAAGACUCUGCUUGGAGUUCUGUCUCAUGUCAAGGGUGAAACUAAUCUUCAAAACAGUUUGCAAGGCUACCGCGUUUUAUGGACAGGCAUGGGAGCACAGCUUGCACGUGAUGUUCCAUUUUCGGCAAUCUGUUGGUCAACCCUUGAACCUAUGAGAAGAAGACUUCUUGGACUUGUCAGCGAGGAAUCUAAUGUUGUCAGUGUCCUUGCCGCUAAUUUUUCAGCUGGUUUUGUUGCUGGAAGUCUGGCUGGUGGUUUUACCUGUCCCCUAGAUGUUGCAAAAACCCGAAGGCAGAUAGAGAAAGAUCCUGCUAGAGCAUUGAGGAUGACGACACAGACAACACUGAUGGAGAUUUGGAGGGAUGGAGGGAUGAAGGGACUAUUUACAGGAGUCGGUCCUAGAGUUGCGAGAGCAGGUCCUUCGGUUGGGAUUGUUGUUUCAUUUUACGAAGUUGUGAAGUAUGUCCUACAUCGGCAAUACGGAACUUCAUGACAGAGUCACCUAACGUGCAGUUUUUUUUCGGCCCUAUCCACCUGUUAUUCAAUGUUUACUGACCAGGCAUAAGAGCAAAUACUUAGGUGCUAGGAAGAAGCGCUAGUCGACCUUUGUUGUUGAUACGUUAGCUUGGAGAUAAUAAUUGGCAGUCGGCUGCACGAAGGUCUGAAAAAUGUUCUUUUUCCUCAACAAUUUUGAUCUGCAUGUAAUAUUCCGCCUAGGUUGAGCGGGAUCGAAUUUUGACUCGAUAAUCAAUUUUUUGCUGAGUUUAGUCUCAGUUUUACAAAUUCCCAUCUUCAUCCUUGACCAGAA
Carica papaya (papaya) is the source of this 1652-nucleotide messenger RNA. It is a transcript of the gene MTM1, whose product is annotated as manganese tracking factor for mitochondrial SOD2. Gene Ontology annotation, biological process: mitochondrial transmembrane transport. The record is from RefSeq and is a predicted model, not a curated record. Gene Ontology annotation, cellular component: mitochondrion. NCBI's taxonomy places the organism in Eukaryota, Viridiplantae, Streptophyta, Magnoliopsida, Brassicales, Caricaceae.